GUACCACUUACAGUCAUAGGGGGCGCUCACGGAUUUAACUGAGAGCUCCACUGCUUUCAAUACCAACGAAGAAAUCUGUCACAAUCAGGAAGUGCAGAAGUUGUCUCGCUGUAUGAUAGUUUUCUGUCCUCGAAAUUGAAAGUAUGGCAGAGCCCAGGGCGGCUACCAUUGAUGGGAAGCUGGCCGAGGAGUUUGCUGUUCCCUCUCAUGCAGAGGAGGCCAGAGAGGAGAUGGCUGCCUUUGCGGGCCGGCACGGGGCAAUGGGCCGCAGGGUGGUCCUCAUCACGUCCGGAGGCACCAAAGUCCCCCUGGAGUCCCGCACGGUGCGCUUUCUGGAUAAUUUCAGCAGCGGCAGGAGAGGAGCCUCCUCAGCAGAGUAUUUCAUCGAGUCUGGAUAUGCGGUCAUCUUCCUGCACAGACACCGCUCCCUGUAUCCUUACACACGCACAUACUCGCAUGUCAACCUCCUGGACACGCUGCAGCUGCAGGGUGAGGGGGGAUCCAGCAGCUCAGGUCAAGUGGUGGUCAACCAGCAGGCGCUUCCCAACAUUGCCAAAGUCCUGAAGCGAUACCAGGAGGUGAAGGAGGCUGGACUGCUGCUUCCCAUCGAGUUCAGCACCCUGUCAGAGUACCUGCACCUCCUCAAGGCUGCGGCGCAGGCCCUCAGCGCUAUAGGGUCAAAGGCCAUGUUUUACUUGGCUGCAGCUGUGUCUGAUUUCUAUAUCCCUGCACCUGAGAUGCCUGAACACAAAAUCCAGUCGUCCAAUGGACCACUUCAAAUCAGCAUGAAAAUGGUCCCCAAGAUCCUGUCCCCCCUUGUGAAGGACUGGGCGCCACAGGCAUUUGUUAUUUCCUUCAAGCUGGAGACAGACCACUCCAUCCUGCUGGACAAGGCCAGGCGGGCUUUGGACACCUACAGACACCAGGCAGUGGUGGCCAACGUCCUCGACACCAGGCGGGGUUACGUGGUGGUGGUGACCCCUGAAACUCAGGCCGAGCUGAUCCUCACAGACGAGGAUGUGAAGAACGAAGUGGAAAUCGAGGAGAAAAUCGUCAGCAACCUGACAGCAGCACACGGCCAAUUCAUCACUCAGCAGCUUGGCUGACACUGUGUGAACACUGAUGGAGCUGCUGAUGUGCAGGAUAUUGACCUGGCUGCCAGCUGUUGUCUCUGUGCUAUUACAUCAGCCUUGGCUUAAAUAUGGCUUAUAAUCAUUCAUGCCUGUUCUUCUGACAAGUCCAGUGAUAUAUACUGAAUGUUUUAGGUUCGUCUAACCUUAGGAAUUACUGUAACUCAACACAUAAUGCCUUCCUUUUUCCUUUUUAAAUGUUUUCCAAAGAGUGGUUGAACGUAUUCAUGCAAUUUCUCUAGAGGGAUAACAGUAUGCAGUAAGUGUUUAAAAAUGAUUAUUCAUUCAACUGUUGAGUUCAGUUCAACAGAAACACACAGGCAGAUCAAGGUCUUUUGUACAACAAUGAAUAGCAGCUGAGUAACUCAAUGAUAUGCUUUACUAACAACAGUUACUUAUCACAUAAUAAAACCACACAGUUACAGUCCAAUGGGAUUUUCUUCCUCCCAAGGCUAUCAAAUUGGUUAUCCCAUCCUGCGGUUGUGUCUCAGCCGGUCGGUUACUUAAGUUUGACACUCUUGAUGACUCCAGCACGGAUACCAGACAUCUCUCCACUGUAUCUUGUCUCCUCCUUGCGAACCUCACGAACCUGGUAAAUAUGGAGAACAAUUGUUUAAUGUCCAGUGUUUUGAAACAUUUGAUAAGAUUAAUGUGAAGUUAUGAUUUAAAGUGAUGAACGCUUGCAACUAGACUCAGGAAGCCUUAAUAAUGCACUUGGACACAUUGAAAAUGUCCUGAUCAUUGAUGUGGGUUACAAACCUGUCCCUUUCUGCGGAUCUUGGCCCGUCUGAACUUCUCUCUGUGUUUGACUCUAGGAUUACGGUCGAUUUUCUUCCUCUUUGGUGUGAGCCCUUUGUUCUUGGCCAUCUGUGGGUUUGGUACAAGCACAUGGUCAAAAUAAAGGUUCAAAAGUGAGAUAAGACAAAGUGUGACGUGAAAUGUAUGACAUACAUAUAUGAGGGACAUAAAACUGAAUGUAUUGAAAGAACUCUGAUGUAAUGUUUUAUACAGAGCAUUUAUCUUCAUGUAACUGAGAUAAAGUAAUAAAUCCAAACUGUACAAGAAUGAUUUCAAUAAACUGAAUGACUAACAGCUGCCAUACCA
Molecule: messenger RNA, 2234 nt
Organism: Myripristis murdjan (pinecone soldierfish)
Lineage: Eukaryota; Metazoa; Chordata; Actinopteri; Holocentriformes; Holocentridae
Gene: ppcs
Product: phosphopantothenoylcysteine synthetase
Exons: 4
Coding region: 144-1106 (320 amino acids)
Source: RefSeq, a predicted model, not a curated record